GAUGUCAUUUUUGAACACGCCAUUUUUGUUGGGGAGCAGUCGUCUCUCAGAAAGAGAGGAUUAUUUUGUAUACAGGUACGUUAAACCGUCGCUUUUAUCAUUUUAAAAGCUUUUGGGCUUUUCUGGCCACCGGAUCACCCGCUCGUCCAGCCACACUCACAGAAUGUCGUCGGAGAACCUGGACUCGGACACUCAGCUGGACUACGAGGACGAAAAACAGGACUCCCAGGAGAAGAAUGGCAACCCGGUGAAGGCCGAGGAGGCCAAGCUGAAGGCCAAGUACCCGGGUCUUGGUCAGCGGCCCGGCGGCUCCAACUUCCUCAUGAAGCGGCUACAGAAAGGGCAAAAAUACUUUGACUCGGGUGACUACAACAUGGCCAAGGCCAAGAUGAAGAACAAACAGCUUCCCGUGGCAGGGACCGACAAGAACCUGGUGACCGGCGACCACAUCCCCACGCCGCAAGACCUGCCGCAGAGGAAGUCGUCCUUGGUGACCAGCAAGCUCGCCGGCUAGCCUUUCGCCAUCACACCAAGAGAACACCCCCUGCCUCACCCCGUAUCCCUCUCCGCUCCCGCCACACCCCCACCCCGUGUCGUCACGCCAAUCGCCACCACCCCAUCUUCCCCCGUCAUCCGCGGGCGACGUCCAGGGCAGACUUGUUGAGUGAUGCUCUCGUUUGUGGGUCGGAAGGAGACGGCGUCCUCUCCCGUCCUCUCCUGAGCACAGCGCGCCCCCACUGUUCGCACUGCGCUCCUCCUCUUGUCUUGGUUGUCCGUAUUCCAAGAUGGUUGCCAUCAGCAGGUGUGUGACUUCGCCGGGGACUUUGUGCACUUUGUAGUUUGGUGAUUGAUGUGCGUCAGAGACUGGGGAUCCAGCUUCCUGCUUCCGGAUGCGGUUAGGGGUUCGAACGCGCGCACACAUCCUUACUUGCUCGUAUACCAAAUUUCCGCAGUUGCGAUGGGAGUUGACGUUGCUUUAAUUGUACACUCGACAAAAACCCGCUGCAUGAUUGUAUCCGACAAGAAAUCCUAACGGGAGACGGGACCGCCUUCUUCGUUAUUUUUUUUUUUGUUUUGUUUUGUUUUUCUUUGCUGUCGGGACAAUCCACAGCGCAAUUCAGUCCCUGAACUUUAUCUGACUUCUGUUUUGGCCGGCAAUCACCGCUGCACUGGCCGCAUGCUCCUCUCAGUCGUGCUCACACAGGCAUGCCCUUUGUGUAGUUCAGUUUUGUGCUUUGAGCAGAAAAUCAAGCUUCAGAGUGGCAGCAACAGUGUGAUUUUUUUUUUUGUUUGUUUGUUUGUUUGUUUUUUUAACAUCCAUUCUGACAAACUUUCUCUCCGGGAGACUCGUCCUUAAAAAGCACACCAACCUAAAAAUGAAGUGUUAAGUCACAUUAUAGCAACAGCUGACAGAAUGUGUGCUGCUUCGGGUUUCGUUGGUUUGAAAUAACACAAUAUGAAAUAUUAAUAUUCGGCUCCAGUAAACAACUUCGUUGAUGUUUCUACAAAUAAAAGUUCCAUUUGAUGUGGAAA
Molecule: messenger RNA, 1533 nt
Organism: Hippocampus comes (tiger tail seahorse)
Lineage: Eukaryota; Metazoa; Chordata; Actinopteri; Syngnathiformes; Syngnathidae
Gene: ensab
Product: endosulfine alpha b
Exons: 3
Coding region: 164-514 (116 amino acids)
Cellular component (GO): cytoplasm
Molecular function (GO): protein phosphatase inhibitor activity
Source: RefSeq, a predicted model, not a curated record